Molecule: messenger RNA, 3381 nt
Organism: Gracilinanus agilis (Agile Gracile Mouse Opossum)
Lineage: Eukaryota; Metazoa; Chordata; Mammalia; Didelphimorphia; Didelphidae
Gene: PRDM10
Product: PR/SET domain 10
Exons: 22
Coding region: 1-3381 (1126 amino acids)
Biological process (GO): regulation of gene expression
Cellular component (GO): nucleus
Molecular function (GO): protein binding
Source: RefSeq, a predicted model, not a curated record
AUGGACUCCAAAGCCGAAGGUUCACAGGUGUGGUCUGCAUCUGCCGAACAUGAACAGAAUACUGCACAGGUGCACUUUGUCCCUGAAGGUGGAACGGUAGCUCAGAUCGUGUAUGGUGAUGAUCAGGACCGUCCACCACAGCAGGUGGUCUACACAGCAGAUGGCGCUUCUUAUACUUCAGUGGAUGCUCCAGAGCACACACUAGUUUAUAUCCAUCCUGUGGAAGCCACCCAGACUCUGUUUACAGACUCGGGCCAGGUGACUUAUGUCCAGCAGGAUGGCACAACUCAGCAGGAGCUCUGUCAGGAGCUGAGAGACACAGACAAAAAAGAUGACAAUCUCUUCCCUUCAGUUACUAACAUUCUCUUCAGUGGAGAUGAAUUAGGGAAUAUUACUGGGUGUGAAGAGUGCAAUAAUGCACAUUCUUCAGUAUGCCCAAAGCAUGGGCCCUUACAUCCCAUCCCUAAUCGGCCAGUCCUUACCAGAGCAAGAGCCAGUCUGCCUCUGGUACUCUACAUAGACCGAUUCCUAGGAGGAGUAUUUUCCAAAAGACGAAUUCCCAAACGUACCCAGUUUGGCCCUGUGGAAGGGCCCCUUGUCACACAAUCAGAACUGAAAGACUGUUAUAUUCAUCUAAAGGUUUCUCUUGAUAAGGGGGAUAGGAAAGAAAGGGAUAUUCAUGAAGACCUAUGGUUUGAGUUGUCUGAUGAAGCACUUUGUAACUGGAUGAUGUUUGUACGCCCAGCACAGAAUCACUUGGAACAGAACCUGGUGGCUUACCAAUAUGGUCAUCAUGUUUAUUAUACAACGAUAAAGAAUGUAGAACCCAAACAGGAGCUCAAGGUGUGGUAUGCUGCUUCCUAUGCUGAGUUUGUAAAUCAGAAGAUCCAUGACAUUUCUGAGGAGGAAAGAAAAGUUCUUAGAGAGCAAGAGAAGAAUUGGCCCUGUUAUGAAUGCAAUCGGCGAUUCAUAAGCUCAGAGCAGCUUCAGCAGCACCUCAAUUCCCAUGAUGAAAAGCUGGACUUCUUUAGCAGGUCAAGAGGCAGAGGCAGGGGGAGAGGCAAGAGGAGGUUUGGCCCAGGACGACGACCAGGUCGACCUCCAAAAUUCAUGCGCUUGGAAGUGACCAAUGAAAAUGGUGAAAAGUGUGAGGAAGCAACACAGGACUUGCUGCCUUUUCCCAGUAAGGGGUUAGAAAAAUUUGAUGAGGAUGGACCAGCUCCAUUGAAUGGGCUGGACCAGCAGGAACAGACCCCUGUGCCUAUCCCUCAGAUUACACCCGAAACACAACCUGCUUUGGAACAUCCGCCAGAAACUCACCCAGUGCACCUGCAGCCUCCACAUGAAGAGAGCUCAGUGCCCACCCAAAGUACUAUGACAGCAGAUGAUAUGCGCCGAGCCAAACGCAUUCGGUUGGAGUUGCAGAAUGCAGCUCUUCAACAUCUAUUCAUUAGAAAAUCCUUUCGGCCUUUUAAGUGCUUGCAGUGUGGAAAGGCAUUCCGUGAAAAGGACAAGCUGGAUCAACAUCUGCGCUUCCAUGGGAGGGAAGGAAACUGUCCUUUGACUUGUGACAUCUGCAACAAGGGUUUCAUCAGCAGCUCGUCCCUGGAGAGCCAUAUGAAAUUCCAUUCAGACCAGAAGACUUAUUCUUGCAUCUUCUGUCCAGAAUCUUUUGACCGCUUGGAUUUGCUAAAAGACCAUGUAGCUAUUCAUAUCAAUGAUGGCUAUUUCACCUGCCCAACGUGUAAGAAGCGCUUUCCAGAUUUUAUUCAGGUGAAGAAACAUGUCCGUAGCUUCCACUCAGAAAAGAUUUACCAGUGCACAGAGUGUGACAAGGCUUUCUGUCGUCCUGACAAACUGCGGCUUCACAUGCUACGACAUUCAGACCGGAAAGAUUUCCUGUGCUCUACCUGUGGAAAACAAUUUAAGCGAAAAGAUAAACUACGGGAGCAUAUGCAAAGGAUGCACAACCCUGAGAGAGAAGCCAAGAAGGCUGACCGCAUCAGCCGCUCCAAGACCUUCAAGCCUCGAAUUGCUUCCACGGACUAUGACAGCUUCACGUUCAAGUGUCGUUUGUGCAUGAUGGGCUUCCGGAGACGAGGCAUGCUGGUGAACCAUUUAUCAAAGAGGCACCCAGAUAUGAAGAUAGAAGAAGUGCCUGAGUUAACUCUGCCCAUCAUCAAACCCAACCGUGAUUAUUUUUGUCAGUAUUGUGAUAAGGUUUACAAAAGUGCUAGCAAACGGAAAGCCCACAUCUUGAAGAACCAUCCAGGAGCAGAGCUCCCACCAAGCAUCCGGAAACUUCGUCCUGCUGGUCCUGGAGAACCAGAUCCUAUGCUGAGCACCCACACUCAGUUGACUGGCACAAUAGCUACUCCUCCUGUCUGCUGCCCCCACUGCUCCAAACAGUACAGUAGCAAGACCAAGAUGGUUCAACACAUCAGAAAGAAGCAUCCUGAGUUUGCCCAGCUCCCUAAUACAAUACAUGCUCAUGCUCCACUAACAACAGCGGUAAUCAGUGCCACUCCAGCUGUUUUAACUACCGAUAGUGCGACUGGAGAGACUGUAGUGACAACAGACCUGCUGACCCAAGCAAUGACAGAGCUCUCUCAGACCCUUACAACAGAUUAUCGAACCCCACAGGGGGACUACCAGAGAAUUCAGUAUAUCCCUGUAUCACAGUCUACAACUGGUCUGCAGCAACCUCAGCACAUACAGCUUCAGGUGGUUCAAGUAGCCCAGGCCACUUCACCUCAUCAAUCUCAGCAUUCAACAGUGGAUGUUGGUCAGCUCCAUGACCCUCAGACAUAUACCCAACAUGCCAUUCAGGUGCAGCACAUCCAGGUCGCUGAGCCUACCACCCCAGCUCCAUCUUCAUCCCAGGUUGCUGGUCAGCCACUGAGUCCAUCUGCCCAGCAGUCUCAGCCAGGGCUCAGCCCUUCUCAUAUGCAAGCCAACUCUUCAGCCCAAGGGCAGACUCUCCAGCAGCAGCAACAGCAGAGUUCCUCAGUACAGCACACAUAUCUACCUAAUACGUGGAGCUCCUUCCGUAGCUAUCCGUCUGAGCUCCAAAUGAUGGCCAUUCCUCAGGGUCAGUAUGUGAUAGCAGAGACAGCUGUGACAACUCCUGUUACCACUGUGAAUACUGGCCAAGUGAAGGCAGUUACUCAGACUCAUUUUGUGAUAUCAGAAGGUCAGCCAGAAAUAGAAGAAAAGCAAACCUCGGCCCUCUCCAGUGCAGUCCAAGUGGGCGUUUCACAGCAAUCCACACAUGCUGAUGCCUUGGAGAGCCAAACGACUAACCCACCACAAACCACCCAGUACAUCAUUACGACCACCAAUGGGAAUGGAAACAGUGAAGUGCAUAUUACUAAAACUUAA